Pieris macdunnoughi is the source of this 831-nucleotide messenger RNA. NCBI's taxonomy places the organism in Eukaryota, Metazoa, Arthropoda, Insecta, Lepidoptera, Pieridae. The record is from the annotation of a GenBank genome assembly.
AUGUGCUUAGAAAAACUCCCGAAUCGGGAAAAGUACUACGCGCAUAUAAACGAACACGAUUCGGACGGUAAAUUCAAAUGCACACAAUGCCCGUUCGGAUGUAAACGGAAAUCUGCCUUACUUAAGCACCAAGAAAUCCACCUAAGGUCAUUUACAUGCGACAAUUGUGAUAAGAACUUUGUCGAUCAACGAAACUUGAGUAGACAUAUCGAAAAUAAACGGUGCAAAAAACCGAUUAUAAAGUGCGAGAUGUGUGACAAGGAGUUUGAUAAGACCCAUUUGUACAAAAGUCAUCUACGUAGACAUACCACAGAGAAGCCAUUUGAAUGUAACAUAUGUGGAAUGGCACUUAAAUAUAAGUCCGCCUUAGUUCAACAUAUACUCCGACAUAGCGGGAAUAAGACCUUCAAAUGCGAUCAAUGCGACAAAACAUUUGACAACGCGAGCGCCAAAAAACGUCACCUAUCAUGCCACACUGGUGAGAAACCCUUUCAGUGCGAUAUAUGUAAAAAGGGGUUCACAUUCAAACACAACAUGCAAACACAUAUGAAACGGCAUAACAAGAAGAAAAACGUCCAAUGCAUGGUGUGCGAUAAAAUAUUUCCACGAGAGAGUAGAUUGAUAUAUCACAUGCGAUCGCACACGAAUAGCAGGCCGUUUGGAUGCGAUCUGUGCGUCAAAAAGUUCUUCAAUAAGCAAAAUUUGAUUAAGCAUUAUAAAGAUAAGCACCCUAAUGCAAGUUAUACAAUAACAACCUCGGAUGCUACUGUCGCUAAGUUAGUUUGGCAGAAAAUUCAAAAGAAGUUGAAGGAGGGCGGAAAGUUUGAAUAG